UCCCCAACAAAAAAAAAAACAAUCACAUACAAAAACGUCAGUGGCACAUCAAAGUGAGCACGACCAAUGCGUCCACGGCGCCACAGCCACAGUGGCAUCCAUUUCGAACGGACGUGGUGCACCUCAAGAAAAACCGUGUUGAACCCAGCAAUUGGACUGUUAAUUUUAUGUGAUUCUUGACGAAAUACAAGCGCACAGAGAGCUCGAAUCGGCCGACACCCGUAGUUUUCCACGAUGGAAAAGUUACGUGGCGAUGUGGUCACAAUGAUAAGGGGAUGUUUGAUCUCCAACAAGUCCAAGAUGACACUCCAGCAGCUCAACAGAGAUUACAGGAUGUUGUGUGGCGAUCACAUUCCUUAUGUAAAAUUAGGUUUCAAAAGACUGGACGAGUUCAUACAAUCUGAACCGUCACUGCGACUUAUAAAUGCCGGCAAUGAGUUUUACGUCGAGGCGGAAGUGAGUGGUAAAUCCUUGCACAUCCAGGAGAUGGUCAAUCGCCAGAAAACCUCCAAAAAACCUGUUGCCAGGAAGGUGGUGCGUUUCAACCAGUCCAACAACAGAAACCAGCAGCCGCCAAAGAUGAACCGCUGGCGCCCCAACAACCGGUUCAAGACUAACAUUGAGAAUUCGCCGCGUCUCGCGGCCGUUUCCCACAACCAGUUCGUGAACCGGCCGCAACGUCAAGUGCUGCAGCAACAGCACCCUCAGCAGCAGCAAUACCAGCCACAGCAACAACAACAGCACAACCAGAACCACCACGGCGAAAGCAUGCAGAGCAGGCUGCAAAAGAAACGACCGGAACCGCUGGUCCUGAACCAGGCGCCGUCACCGACGACACCGCCCCCUCCAUCAUCUCAAAACGGCGCCACGCCACGUCCAAAACACAGUCCGAUAGUGUGGGACUUGACACCCACGCCCGAAUCGUGCUCGUCGCUCACCAGCGUCAAGCGACGUCUCAACAAGAAGAUGUCGCAAAUGACCGUCGACACGGACAGCGGCAUCGGCAGUCCGACUGCCGACAAGCCGGCGGAGGCGCAGUUCAAGCGCACCGACGACCCGUGCGCCGACCUGAGACGUUUCGCCGAACAACAUGCCGGCCUCGGUCAAGUCGACGUCUCCUUCAGGGAGGUGCAGGCCAAGAAAUUGGCGCAGCGUUUUUUCACCUGCAAAAUACAGGUCGGAAAGUCCUCGUACUACACCUACCCAGAGGAGUUCAAGUCGCAGGCGGAGGCCGAACGUUUCUGCGCCGACAAGGCCCUCACCGAUCUCAUACCGAAAUACUCGAAACGCCGUUCCCUGCUCCAGUCCAACUACAUGGACAUACUGGAACGGGUGCCGCCCAUGUUGGAGAAGCAUCAGCACGGCAUAUGGGCGUGGCAACUGGAGCUCGACUACUCCGAUAAGUACGACGAAAUGUUGCCGAGCGAUUGGCUCAAGGUCAUCGACAGUAGUCCAUGCAUUCAGCUGGAGAAGUGCGGCGACAACUGUGUGCUCAGACACUGCAAGCCAGGAGACGUAUUGCAGAAGGGACAAAAGUGGGACGCGUCCAUGACCAUUUCCGACGUUUCCGUGCCCUCCAACACCGUCCAGUUCUCCGAGGAGGAACGACUCACUGCCCAAAUCACCUACGUCGUUUCGGCCAACGAGAUUUGGUGCAGACAAUGUGACACCCCAGAGUUUGAAAGAUACAACGAUAUGUCGUUGAUGAUGCAGUCGUAUUACUCCAAAUUCGGCAAUACGUUGCAUGUAACCAACGUAAACGUGGGGCGGUACUAUGUGGCGUUACACGACGGUGAGUGGUACCGCAUUAGGGCGGUGGACAUCGGCGAUGACGGUGUCAGUUGUUUCUUCAUUGAUUACGGUGACGAAAGCAUAUUGACCACCGACUGUUUGUAUCAGUUAAAAAGGGAAUUUGCCAUAUGUCAAGCACAGGCUUUCGUAUGUCGUCUAGCUGGUUUAGAAGAACUAUACGAGGCCUCCAUCAAUUCAGAAAUUCUCCAAAGCAUCAUGUCCAAACAAGUUCUUAUUGAACUGGCUGCUGAUGUAACUGACGAAAAUAUUGACGACUUGAGCACACCAGUGUACAUGUACGAUUUGGAAACUGGCAACUCAAUCAACCAAAUUCUUAUUCCAUCCUUGACCAUCGAAUCUGCUUCCCCCAGUUUGUCCAAAGAUUUAAUAAACAACGUUUAUGUAACGAAUUUGGAAUCAAACGGCGACAUCUACGUGCAGAUUCACUCGCGUGGUUACGAAUACCUGCAGAGCCUGCUAUCGACGCUCCAGAAGCAGAUCGCACAGAAACCGCCGCGUCACAUGCUGGAGCCUAUCAACAAACAAAACUGCAAGGAUCGUCUGUUCCUGAUCCAGGAGCCGUCUGGUCCCAACUGGCACAGGGUUAAAGUCAUCGAUUGGGCGCCCCAGGGCACAUACGCCCAGAUCUAUUUCAUCGACAAGGGCAACGCGGAAGUGAUCGACGUUUCCAAGGUGACCAUGUAUCCGCUCGACAAGCUCAGCGACGUUCUCAGCCAGUAUCCGGCACAAGCCGUUAAGGUAAAAAUGGCCCUGGACAUCGUGCCCGUCAACUUCGUGGACUUGGCCGGCAAAAUGUUGACCUCCAAGCAACCGAUACUGGUCAAAGUGCUGAGACACGACGAAGAGGACGUGCCAAUCGUCGAAAUGUUCAAGCGCAGCGACGAGGAUCUGCUCUUCUGCGUCAACCGUUCGAUCGACAUCCACUUCGCGUGUCAACAAGGGGAAGAGAACAAUAACAAUAACAAGGUGAAACGCAAGAUCACUACGUUCGCCGGCGUGGGCAAGACCGUGCCCAGCGGCGGCACCCUGCCCCGUCCUCCAUUGCCCGACAAGGGCUGCUAUUUCAAGGUGCGUGUCUCGUUCGCCGUCAACCCCUGGAACUUCUUCGUGCAGCCGUUGGACACGCAGGAACAGCUGCAGACGCUCAUGACCAAGCUGCAGGCCAGGUACAAGGACGUACUGUACAGUCCGCUGCAGACCGAGGAUAUAGUGCCCGGCGAGAUUUACGCGUCGAAGCACGAGGACGGCCACUGGUACAGGACCAGCGUCAUGAAGGUCAUACACAAGGGUUCAAUAUCGGUUUUCUACUGUGACUUUGGGUACUACUCCAAUUUGACCGUCAGUCAGUUGAUACCGUUGGACAGGGAGUUUUUGGAGCUUCCGUUCCAGGCACUAAAGGCCAAACUAGCUGGUGUGAAGCCAAAACAAGACAAAUGGACAGUGGAAGACUGUGAUUACUUCAAGAAACGAGUGGACAAGCAACGUCUGUACUCGGUACUUAAGGAUAUAGAGAAGGACGAGCUGUAUUAUCAAGAUAUUGUAUUAGAAUUGAUAUUGAUUGAUACUUCUGGCACUGAUGAUAUCUACAUAGCCAAAGACUUGGUUUCAAAGAAUAUCGCAAUCGAUGUGUCACAAGUUUAAUUUUCUUACAUAAUAAGCUAUAUGUUUUUAAUAUAGUUGUUGACUUUGGCCGAUUCCGGGUCAAAUAUUUAUGCACAAGACAAUAACAUUAUUGUUUGUGUUCCGGAAUUUGAGCCGUUUAUUUAUUGAGUUUGAAGACUUUUGCGGCUUUUGACUGCGAUAACAAUAAUAAGACAUUCUUAGUAAAGUAUUUAUAAAGAAUUACUAUCAAUGUUUAUGAUUAACUUUUGUCUAAUUAUAUUUUUGUGUUCAUAUGUUUUAUGGAAGAUUUAUUUAAUUUGUGUAUUAUCAAUUUGAUGUUAUAUUAUUUCCAUAUUUUAUAUUAUAUAAGCGUUGAACAAUGUUCGAGUGAUUUAUUUAGUAAACCAAAAAAAAAAUUUCGACCUAAAAUGUGACAAAAUUUUGAUACUUUCAUAAUAAUAAAUUCAAUUUUUCACACUAUAUUUUUGAUAAUGAAAUUGAGUAAAUUAUUUCUAAAAAGUUAAUAUUAAUGUUGUUAUGUUUAACUUUUGUCUAAUUAUUAUUUUUGUAUCAAAUACGUUAUAGAAAAUUUAUUUUAUAUUUACCAAUUUCAUGUUAUGUUAUUUCCAUAUUUUAUAUUAUAUGUGUUGAAAACUG
Aethina tumida (small hive beetle) is the source of this 4071-nucleotide messenger RNA. Its product is annotated as tudor domain-containing protein 7A. The transcript is spliced from 12 exons. Lineage: Eukaryota; Metazoa; Arthropoda; Insecta; Coleoptera; Nitidulidae. The record is from RefSeq and is a predicted model, not a curated record. Gene Ontology annotation, biological process: spermatogenesis. Bases 235 to 3453 code for a protein of 1072 amino acids.